UUACGCAUGCGCACUUUAUUACCGUAUUCACAAACAUUUUUCUUAUUGUGCGCGAGCAUUCUCCGAGCUGCUGCUGGAAGAAAUGGCGACCUACGCGACCCCGGGAGAGCGUCCCCCGGUUGGUCUCCCUCCCUCGAGGGAAGCCAUCAUCGACCAGUAUGGGGACGAGAUGGACGAGGCUCUAGUCGGGCCGGUGUACCUUCGGCUGGACGACCCGGCCUUCCGCUCCUACGUCCAGUACGCCAACCAAACGUAUGAGGAAGAAGAGGCCGGGGACGAAGAGCUUGGCCUCGACCUCUCCGCUCCACCGCCAGAGUCGUGGUUUCAUGGUCGCAUUAGUCGGCAGACGGCAUCCUCUAGACUCCAUGACCUGCAGGGGGAGCAGGGGGAGCAGGGGGUGUACCUGGUGAGAGAGAGUGAGACUCAGCCGGGGGACUACGCCAUCACGUACCUCAGCCGUACCGGCUACGUCCACCACUUCAAGAUCAACUCCAACUGUGGCGACUACUUCAUUCAUCGGAGGUCGGCAGUUCAUGUCUCUCUCGGAGCUCAUUGGGUUCUAUUCCAACUGCUCCUGCAUCUUGGAGAAUGAGAGUCUGGAGUUACCUGUUGUUCCUCCCAAGCCAGUUCCUCUGUACAUUAUGUUGAGGGCCACAGCUCCACACGUUAAGAACCCCAGCACUGAUGAACUCACUAUUGAUAUGUGGGAGGUGUUUGUCCUGCUGAGUCGGCUGAAUGAUGACUGGGGCUGGGGUCACUCCCAGCGGUCGGGGGAGAGCGGACUCAUUCCUCUCAUGAUCAUGGAGGAUGUGGUGAGAUGGGGAGUGUGUGUACAGGUGUGGACUGUGACUUAGUUUGAGGUGGGAUGUGGUAUUGUGAAAGAGAAAGCGGUUAGUGUACAUAUUGUACAUGUAGUUGCAUGUGAGGAGGGGGAUGUAAGAAUUGCAGGAAAAUAAACAAGGAAAAUGAUAUGGUUUUUGAGGAGAUGUAUGUAUGUAUGUAUGUAUACAUAUUUGUUGGAUAUCCCUAAGCAACCGACAUGUAUGAAGCUACGUACUGGGGAGUUUUAUGAGCAUAUACUAUCCUGCAAGUGCUCGAUCGCCAAUAAUGCAUAGUUUUUGGUUCUAGUUAUAGCGAGUCUACUUCUCUAACAACUUUCUCUACGUGGAAUUGUGUCCUUUGAAGUCUGCCCUCCUCUUGUUUUUGUUGCAUAAUGUCAAUGUUUGUACACCUCCUGUGUUUUAAUAGUCAAUUCCUUUAAACCAGUGUAAAUGUUUCAUUGUCCUUUGUCGGAACCUGUGUGUGUGGUGUGUGGGUAUGGUUGUGAAUGGAGAUGACUAUCAUGUCAUGUGUUUCACUCUAUGUCACACCAGAGGGCCAGUAGGCAGUUUUCUGGUGAGACUGUCCAGUGUGGAGAAAUCAGAGAGACACUACUCCCUCUCUGUCAAAACUCGAGAUAAGGUGCAGAGAUUCCGCAUCACCAGGUACGACACAGGAUACUACAUAUUUGGAGGGAGACCAUUUAGUAGUAUGGAUGAUGUCGUUGACAGAUACAGGAGUGAGGUCAUCAUUGAUGGAAUCACACUAGGAGCACCAAUCAUCCAGACUGUGAGGCCAGUGGGUCGGCAGGCAAUGACAGUCACCUCUCCACGAGACAGGACCAACAGUAUCAUCCUGACACAGGCACACAGACAGGGAGAAAAGACCGGACUACUCCUCCUCAGGAAAGGGAAGAAGAGUCCAGUCUAUGGCAAAUGGAAAGAGUUUUAUUUCGUCAUAAAAUACGGAGAACAGAAACUGCUCUACUACGAGCGAGAGGACAGUCAUAAAGCCAAGGGACUUUUGGAUUUGAGACAGUGUCGAGCCUUUGCCGUGGAUCCCACCCUCUAUGGCAGGAAUGGUGUAUUUAUGGUGAUGUUGAAAUAUCUCAAUGAGCUGUCGUUCUACUACUUUGCUGCUCAGACUGAGGAACUAGCACAGGAGUGGCUACGUGUUAUGAAGAGACACACUCUCAAGACCCCAGACACGGCCAAGACAGAGGUGCAGCAGAUCCGCUCUCUGUCUCUGUCCAUUCGAGACAGCAAGCUGGCCAAGUCCAGUGGCCACUCCAGUGUCUACUGCCUGGUGUUCCUGGACGGAGCCGCCCUCGCCAAGACCAUCCUCAUGCAAGUCCCCUGCAUCUUUGACGAGAGCUACCUCUUCCAGGAUCUCCCCCUCUCCACCACCUCCUUCGCAGUGGAAUUACUGAGUGCCUCAAAGAGAGCAUACAUCAAAGACUCCAGCAUUGGUCGUGUGACAAUUCAACUGUCGGACAUGCCCAAUGGGCAGGAUGACGACAAGUGGCACCAUCUCAUGACAAAGGGCUCAAGAACUGCGCAAGGCUCCCUCAGACUGGUGGCCAACUUCAAGCAUGAGAUGAUCUUCCCCAUUGAGGAGUACACUAGUCUCAAGGAGCUGUUACUGUCAGACAAUCUGACAGUCAUAGAAGCACUGGCCACUGUGUGCAAAGAUCAUCAUGCUGAGCUGGCGUGUGCUCUCAUACAAAUCUUCUGCCACUAUAAAACGCUUGUCUAGCAAAUCCCAUUAAAAAAGAAGAGAUCGCUCCAGUGGAUUCAUUCACCUGAGAAUAGUCUACGAGAGGAGUGGCUACGUGUUGGGCCAGUUCAGCAGCCACUUUCAGACUGUGCCCGAGUGCAUCUUCUUCUACACUCAGCAGAGGCUCAACAUUAGGGGAACUGACCACAAAAAACUGCGAUACCCAGUGCCCAGGGAUCACUAUAAACCGUGACAUGCGGUGGCUCCUGGAGCUACACAACGUCAUAGUGUGCAUUAUUUGAGAAUUGUUCUGUACCUUAUCUACUACAGUAUAUACUGUACAUGAAUCACCCUCCGUGUAUUGCAAAUGAUGUGUGUGUGUGUGUCUGUCUGUGUGUGUAGGUAUGGUACAUGGAGUACAUAGCCUUGAUACUGUGUACUAUGUAUGUGUACAUCUCACCUGUAUGUAUGUCUAGAACAUUGUGUGUGAAACCAAUAUUGUCUACCACCCUCAAUUAUGCAG
Molecule: messenger RNA, 3058 nt
Organism: Geodia barretti
Lineage: Eukaryota; Metazoa; Porifera; Demospongiae; Tetractinellida; Geodiidae
Source: the annotation of a GenBank genome assembly